AUGUCGUCGGUUUCUCCUGAUACUGAAAUAAAAACAAUUCAAGAAGUUUCGCAAGUCGUCAAUGGCAUCGGUUUUCAUCUCCAACAAUUGAACCUGUUUCUAAGCUUUUUCUCAAUUUUUAUCAACAUUUUUCAUUUGCUUAUCCUAUCUAGGAAACAUAUGAAAGCCACUUCCACGAAUAUAAUUUUGAUUGGUAUAUCAAUUAGUGAUAUCCUGAUUAUGUUGUCUACAGUAUACAAAAAUUACGGAAUGGUGGAUCGAGAGAACUCGGAUUGUAUGACUACUGAUUUUCGAUUCAAAAUUUAUAUGGAUAUUUUUGUUUGGGGAAUUAACACCUCCUUUCGAAGAUGUGGAUGCUGGUUGGGGGUUCUUAUGGCGACAGUGAGAUAUUUAAUUGUGAAAAAGGUCACUGUAAGCAGGUACGGUAACUGGUCGCAAGCCAGCGUUGGAUGGAUUAUGAUACUUGUUGUUUUUGUAGUCUCCGGACUACAAACUACCUUCUAUCAAUCUAGAUGGAUUGUUGUGGAAAAUCGAUUCGUGCCACUGCCACUUAUGUAG
This is a messenger RNA of Caenorhabditis briggsae, 558 nucleotides long. Gene Ontology annotation, molecular function: G protein-coupled peptide receptor activity. Gene Ontology annotation, cellular component: membrane. The record is from RefSeq and is a predicted model, not a curated record. NCBI's taxonomy places the organism in Eukaryota, Metazoa, Nematoda, Chromadorea, Rhabditida, Rhabditidae. The coding region runs from base 1 to 558 and encodes 185 amino acids. The transcript has 3 exons.